Messenger RNA from Podarcis muralis (Common wall lizard), 859 nucleotides. The record is from RefSeq and is a predicted model, not a curated record. NCBI's taxonomy places the organism in Eukaryota, Metazoa, Chordata, Lepidosauria, Squamata, Lacertidae.
GCGUUGGCCGGGAGGGGAGGGGCCACAGAGCCACCCGUUGCGCAUCAAAUCCCUUGCUCAGAGCUAGCUUUCCAACUCAGCGGCCGGCCAGCCAAGUCUCUGCGUCCUAUCGACUGACACGCUUUCUCCAGCACUAUGUCGUCCAAGUACCCCGUCGGUCCCACGGAAACAGAGCGCUGCAUCGAAUCGCUCCUCGCCGUCUUCCAGCGCUACGCUGGCCGGGAUGGCAACGCCUGUACCCUGUCCAAAAGGGAGUUCCUGACCUUCAUGAACACCGAGCUGGCGAGUUUCAGCAAGAAUCAGAAAGACCCAGGCGUCCUCGAUCGCAUGAUGAAGAAGCUGGACAUGAACAACGAUGGACAGCUGGACUUUGGCGAGUUCUUGAACCUCAUUGGGGGCUUGGCCCAGGCCUGCCACAGCCAGGUGCUGGCAUCCCCCACAGCUAGUGUCCCCCAAAACCAUGAAACACCCCAAUUUUUUGGCCCUUCCGAGCCAAGACCAAUGUCUUUCCCAAACAGUCCAAAAUCUAGCACUUCUGUGAGUCACCAAAACACAAGCCACAUCCGACACGGAAAAGCGAGAGACCCUCUCUUCAUAUAUUAUUUUUUUCUCAAUAAAACGGAUGGGUUAAACACAAAGGUCUCGUUAUUUUCUGUACAAAGCAGCCGGAUGGAAGCAUUUGACUGCACUCUUGCCAGAGGACUUAGCCAUGUGAGGCCCCUGCCCCAAAAUUCUGAACUCCCCCCUUUAUUUAGCAAUUUAAAAAUAAGUCACUUUAGUCCUUUGGAGACAAGUGUGCAGGCAGGAUUCUACUCAACAGUUAGAUAAGUGGGGAGAUAUUUACUUUGUCCUUCCAGAA